Molecule: messenger RNA, 803 nt
Organism: Pyrenophora tritici-repentis Pt-1C-BFP
Lineage: Eukaryota; Fungi; Ascomycota; Dothideomycetes; Pleosporales; Pleosporaceae
Product: small nucleolar ribonucleoprotein SNU13
Biological process (GO): mRNA splicing, via spliceosome; ribosome biogenesis; maturation of LSU-rRNA
Cellular component (GO): precatalytic spliceosome; small-subunit processome; cytosolic large ribosomal subunit
Molecular function (GO): RNA binding
Source: RefSeq, a predicted model, not a curated record
ACUCCACCAUCUUCACCAACCUUUACCUCGGGCGAGCAAGCAGUGAAUCCUACCUCGGACGAGCUUUAGCAGUGAACCCUACGACCAAUCUACAACAAUUCAUCAUGGCCGAAGACAACUCCGCAGCCUGGCCCCAAGCCGAUCAGGCUCUCUCGCAAGAGAUACUUGACCUCGUCCAACAAGCAAGUCACUACAAACAAAUCAAGAAGGGAGCCAACGAAGCGACGAAGACCCUCAACCGCGGAAUUUCCGAGCUAAUUAUCCUCGCCGCUGACACCUCCCCACUCGCUAUCCUCCUCCACCUGCCUCUCCUCUGCGAAGACAAGAACGUACCCUACGUCUACGUCCCUAGCAAGCAGGCUCUUGGACGUGCCUGCGGAGUUGCUAGGCCCGUCAUCGCUGCGUCCAUCACCACCAACGAAGCGUCUGAUCUGAUGGGUCAGAUCCGCGCCCUCAAGGACAAGGUUGAGCGUCUCGCGGUCUAGUCGCGAUGCGCCUACCUGCACCGUACGAUCGCCUGGAUAUAUGGGUAUGCACCCGGGUGUCAUAAAAUAUUUGAUAUCACUGGAGUUAAAAGGCCACGGUAGUCGCCAGAUCAAGCACAUAUUUUGACACUCAGGUCUUUGAAAAUGAAGGAAUGGAGUUCGCAAUGUUGGAAGUCUAUGUAGGAUCAAUAACAGGGCAUCUGGAUGAGAUAUCGCUAGAUCUUCUCUGUACGUAGACUGAGAAUGAAGUGCCGAGCGCAAGACGGCAUCGACUCUACUAAAUCAAAACUCACGUAUUCAACAUAACUAGCACUAGCA